This is a messenger RNA of Amorphotheca resinae ATCC 22711, 675 nucleotides long. RefSeq lists its product as hypothetical. NCBI's taxonomy places the organism in Eukaryota, Fungi, Ascomycota, Leotiomycetes, Helotiales, Amorphothecaceae. The transcript has a single exon. The coding region runs from base 1 to 675 and encodes 224 amino acids. The record is from RefSeq and is a predicted model, not a curated record.
AUGUUUACCUGGAUCUCCUGGACCUGGAUCUCCUGGAUCUUAGUUGCCUUUCUAUUGGGAACGAUAAUUAUUUCGGCUUCUUUAGCUUACGACAUGUAUAUCCUUCAGAAGAUUGAGAUGUACCUUGAAUACAAUGAGUGCUGGAGAACUCUCAGACAGUUGCGAGACCUUGAAGUAUUAUUCUUCGUUUCUCUCCGUUCUCAUGCUGAACAGAUUGCCUGGAGGAGUAAAGACCGACGCUAUUCUAGGAGGCUCCGUGAGAUUGCCCAGCGAGAGACCUACCUAAAAGAAGAGAUUGUAGCCUGGAAGUUGAAGACGCAGCCCUCAAAAACCAUAUUGGAUGAACCAGCGAAUUUCACAGCCUGGAGAAAGGAGUUGAAGAACUUGAAUAAGGAGUAUCUGGACUGUGAGGAAAAGCAUGACAAGAAUUAUUCUGAGAGACCUUCAGGGGUGCUUAUGAGGAGGUUCCACACAUAUUAUAGGGAAGAGAUGGAAUUCGGACGUGAUGAAUGCAAAGAACAAGGAGGGUGCUGUGGUCGACAGUGCAGAUGCUGCGACCAACCACGCAAUACACGACGGGAAUCUUACUUGUCUCAUUGCACGAUCUACUGUGGAUGCUGUAUCCGGCAUCGGGGAUUUCUCAACAUUGAUUUGAGCGACAUUGAGGAAGGGUAA